CUCCAUUGUGAGCCCGAAAGAGUCCGGGCACAGCUUAAUAAGGGAGGGCUCCCCUCUCGCAACCUCCUUCCAGAGCUUCUACGCGCAGCUCACCUCUGGAGCGGCUGGGGACGGGGACUCCCUUAGGUGACAGUGCUGUGGCAGAAGAUGUCUGUUGUGGCAUGGAGGAUGGGUUGCAGAGCCCUUCUUUCUGAAUGUUCCAACAGAUGUUAACCACCAGUACUGAAUGCAGCCAGCUCCGUAGCAGUAGCCUCCAAGCUAAAGGAAGGGAAGAAGAGAUGCCCCGGGCUCGUCCUAUGAAAACCGUUCGAGGCAUCAGGAAACGCAAAGACUUUGUGGUGCAUCAAGGCACUCAGACAGAAGAGAAGCCCAACAUUUGCAUCGAGUGCGGGAAGACUUUCAGCCAGAGCUCCAGCCUGGUCAACCACCGGCGAACACACUCCGAUGAAAAGCCCUACAAAUGCUCAGACUGUGGGAAAAGCUUUGGGGUCAGCUCCAGCCUGAACAGACAUCAGAGAAUCCAUACGGGGGAGAAACCUUACAAAUGUCCCGAGUGUGGAAAAAGAUUCAAUGACAAGUCCAACCUCACCCAGCACCAGCGGAUCCACACGGGCGAGAAACCUUACAAAUGCAUCGACUGCGGCAAGUGCUUCAGCCGCAGCUCCCACAAAAAGCAUCACCUGCGGCACCCGUUGGGGAAGAAGCUGAAGAAGGGCACCCAGGCGGAUGGUGCUUGUGCUGCGGACAGUGCGAAACCAAAACCCAGGCGGAAAGUGGAGGUGCUGAACACCUGCACGGAGUGCUGGCAGAGCUUCAGCCAGAACGCAGAUCUCAUUAAGCACAUGCGCAUCCACACUGGUGAGAAGCCCUAUCAGUGCAGCGUCUGUGAAAAGAGUUUCAGCGUCAGUUCCAACCUGUUCAGGCACCAACGCAUCCACACGGGGGAGAAGCCGUACGUGUGCUCGGACUGUGGGAAGAGAUUCACUGACAAAUCCACCUUAGUUCAGCAUCAGCGCAUCCAUACUGGGGAGAAGCCCUACGCCUGCAGGUUUUGUGGCAAGAGCUUCAGCCACAGCUCCCACCACAAGAGACACGAGAAGAUCCACAAGGGAGAAUACCCUUUGUUAGCUUUCCCUGCCCCACUGAUCUAGCCAGGUAUCGAGGGGAAAGGAUAAAGGCUGCUAGUGGGCAUCUGUUUUCCAAAGUAUUCAAAUUGCUCCCAGACUAGCCGCUAAAGAUCGAGGCUAGGAUGGGUCAUGAUCAGAUUGCCAGGCCACUGAAUUUCAGAUCGGUGAUUCUUGGAUCGAAAAGGGAUCCUCCAGGCUAAUCAAACAAAUGGCAUGGUAAAAAUGUUCCUGGACUGUACCACUUGAGAUUGUGUAUGCAUGUGGAAGGGGGAGAGCAUAUAUUUUAUUACAGCCUUCAUUGACCAAGCUGAAACCUUUCCCCUGGUGUACUAGCUCUUGACAUACAGAAAGGAAUAUUUUUUUUUGUAACAUGGAAGAAUUAUUCAUAAAAGUAAUCCACCACUUACAGUCUGAAAUGGCAUAUGCCAAGAAAGGAUCUGCAGCACAAUUUUGCUACGUUUAUCUAUCAGUCUUUGGUGUCUAUGCAGAGAUUCUACCGUUUUCUUUCAGAGGUGGUUCUGGCAGUGGAUUAGCAUCUCAGUUAAAAAUAAGCUGCUGACUUCUAUGGGGAACUGGUUGAACACCCUGACACUUUUUGCUAACCUCAAAUGCUUCCUGCUGUUUUUGAAAAAGAGAUGUUUAUAGAGCUACAUACAUACUGUGGUUCUUUCACUGUGUAAACAUUUCCUCCAUAAGUGAAAGAGUUUUGAAUAAGCAUGUUCAGACCUUAAAACUGUUGUGUGGGGGCCAUCUCCUCUUUUUUCAAUGUACUUUUCAUAGUGGAGAGAGGGAGAAACUCACCCCCCCCCCCCCAGUCUUUCUGGUGAAGACUGAAAUGGAACUCUGAAACCUCCCCAAAGAUCCAAGCUUAGAUUUUUCUGUCCGUCGGAGAAUAUAGGUUAUGUCAGGACAUUUUACACUUGAUGUUUACUCUUUACAUAAGACAUCUCUCUGUUCCUGGUGUAUCAAAGAUGAAAUUGACCCUUUACCCUCUACAAAAUAUUCCCCCAUAUAGUUAUGGAUUCUGAUUAAAUGCAAAAUAAGA
Molecule: messenger RNA, 2172 nt
Organism: Heteronotia binoei (common prickly gecko)
Lineage: Eukaryota; Metazoa; Chordata; Lepidosauria; Squamata; Gekkonidae
Product: zinc finger protein 436-like
Exons: 2
Coding region: 195-1151 (318 amino acids)
Biological process (GO): regulation of cytokine production; negative regulation of transcription by RNA polymerase II; regulation of immune system process
Source: RefSeq, a predicted model, not a curated record